Molecule: messenger RNA, 1942 nt
Organism: Trametes versicolor FP-101664 SS1
Lineage: Eukaryota; Fungi; Basidiomycota; Agaricomycetes; Polyporales; Polyporaceae
Product: glycerol-3-phosphate-1-acyltransferase
Exons: 9
Coding region: 1-1797 (598 amino acids)
Biological process (GO): phospholipid biosynthetic process
Cellular component (GO): endoplasmic reticulum membrane
Molecular function (GO): glycerol-3-phosphate O-acyltransferase activity; glycerone-phosphate O-acyltransferase activity
Source: RefSeq, a predicted model, not a curated record
AUGACGGAACUGAAGCUUGUGUAUCGUGGCCUGCGUCAGGUCUCUGACUGGGCUCUGCGCUUCUACUCAGAAAUAUACGUUGAUGGGCAGGAGAAUGUGCCGCUGGACGGUCCUCUCAUUAUCACGCCCUGUCAUCAUAAUGAGCUUUUGGAUAUUGCUACCCUUUCCGUAACCAUCCCCCAUGGCCGUCCAGUAUGCUUCUGGGCGAAGUCGUCCAUGUUCAAGAACCCGCUCGCGCGCGCCAUCCUCCUCUCCUCCGGCAGCAUCCCCGUCGCGCGCAACCCCAACAGCGCCCCGGCCGCGGCGGACUCGGAGCAGCCUGCACAACCGCAAACCUCCGUCCACGAGGCGCUCUUCCGCGGCACGUUCAAGGCGCUGGACAGGGAGGAGGUCAUCGGGGUGUUCCCGGAGGGCACGAGCUACACGGAGCCGUGCAUUGUGCAGGUGAAGGACGGGGCGGCCCGCGCGGCGCUGGAGUAUGUCAAGUGGGCGAAGGAGACGAAGGGCGGGCAGGCGAAGAAGCUGCAGAUCGUCCCUGUUGGGAUUGUGUACACGGACAAGUCGCAGUAUCAGAGCAGGGUCUGCGUGAGAUGGGGAAAGCCCAUAGAUGUGGAAGCGUUCGCGCAGGAAAAGCUUUCUGCGGACUCUGCGCUCUCUACUGAGCUGGACUCUCGCCCUCUCAUCAAAGCUCUGAGCACGGAGAUUGAGAAACGAAUGCUCGACUUGACCAUCAACGCUCCGGAUUGGGACACGCUUUACGCUAUUGAAGCUGCUAGAGAUAUCUUAUGGGACGACAAGGAGCGCCUUGACGCGUCACACUUCGUGUGGAUGUCGCAGAAUCUGAUCAGCCUCUUCACCGAUCCGAACGCGGCGCCCUCCGUAACGAAGGCCAAGCAGUCUCUCCUCAAAUACCACUCCCUCCUCUCCUACUCCAACAUCUCCCACAGCUCCUUAUGGGGCAUCAUCCUUGACCCCUCCGUCCACCCCACCCGCGCUGGUGCACUCGGCAUCUUCGCGCGUCAAGUCCUCACCACCGUCCUGCACCCGCGCUUCAUCCUGUUCCUCCCGACGUUCGUCCUGCACGCGCCAGCGUACGCGACCGGGCUGCUCGCCGACCGCCUCUUCCGCACGCGCGACUGGGAGGAGACGCGCGCACAGUUCAAGGCCAUAUUCGGCGGUGUCGCGGCAAGUGCGGCCUACGCGGGCGUCACCGCGUUCAUCGUGCGGCGGUUGGUCGAAGGCUCGCCUGGGGUCUUGGGCUGCGUGAAGGCGCCGAGGUUCACGCUGCCUGCCUUCAGAGCGUUGUGGACGGUCGGACGGUGGUUCUUCGCUGGGGAUAUUGGGAUAUUGUCUGGCAAAGCUAGGGCUGCGUUGGGUGUUUUUGGUGUCUUUUACGCCACCAGCUUCCUCCUUUCUCGCUGGCACAACUAUUGGGUUGGCUCGAACUACAAGCAAUCAAAGCGUCUUCUCACAUCCUGGAAACUGGUCCUGGGGCUCUUCUCGCCCCACUCCAGCGAUCUCACAGGCGAGAGGCUGGCGCCGUACACAGUGCCCUACAUUCCGCGGCCUAACCCUUACAUCAAGCGGCGCGACGGUGCAGAGACCGAGAGCGAUAGAGCGCGUCUGCCGCACGCUCCGUCGGUGCCCCCGCGCAAGCUCAUUCGGCCGCUACUCGACGCGCGGUCGGAGGCCACGCGUUCGCUGUGGUCCUUCCUCGUCGACUCGAAGUAUCUGCGUGGGCUCGUGACCGCGCGUAUGCGAGGCGAGGCGUGGAUGCAAGUCGGACCGGCGAAUUAGCAUGUAGCACAGCAUUGUUACCGACAACUCCUGGGAUACCCUUGUUCCUGAGUACAGUCGACUCAGGACAGAUCUUGCCGAGCAGAACUAGCUCUUCUUGGAUGAGCAAUAAUACACGAUCGAGAUACUGUUCCACAAAUUUACG